AUGGGAGGCGGUGAUAUUUCACAUAUGAGUCCUGAAGUAAAAUGGAUAUUUGAGAUGGCUUGGUAUGGUGAAACUGUAAGAUAUGAUGGGUUAAUUUGUGAGGAGCAUCCCCCUAAGCUCUCUUCAGAUGGUAUUUGGGAGAAACUUAUUAUUAAAUCGGCAGGUCUAUAUUUUUGGCAAUAUCGUCUUCCGAAGCUCGAGAUUGUCAUCUUGCUCGUCUUCUUUCUUUGGCAAGGCUUUAAUAUCUUGUUUAAGAAAUUGGGUCUUUCUAUUCCCAAGUUAUCCUCUAUGAUGCUUGCAGGGCUACUCUUGAAUGUUCUAGUUACUUUAUCGGGAGAGAACUCGAUCAUUGCGGAUAUCUUGGUCACGAAAAACAGAAUCGACGUAGCAGGAUGCCUUGGAUCAUUUGGAUUCUUGAUUUUCUGGUUCCUCAAAGGUGUAAGAAUGGACGUCAAGAGAAUCUUCAAGGCUGAAGCAAAAGCAAGAGUCACUGGAGUUGCAGCGGUUACUUUCCCUAUAGUUGUUGGCUUCUUGCUUUUCAAUCUCAAAUCAGCUAAGAAUCGACCUCUCACUUUCCAAGAGUAUGAUGUAAUGCUACUAAUGGAAAGCAUCACGUCCUUCUCGGGGAUCGCAAGACUCUUGCGUGACCUUGGCAUGAACCAUUCAUCUAUUGGCCGGGUUGCUUUAUCCUCAGCCUUAGUCUCUGAUAUAGUUGGACUCCUGCUCUUGAUUGCGAACGUUUCUAGAAGUUCAGCAACUUUAGCUGAUGGUUUGGCUAUACUUACAGAGAUAACCUUAUUCCUCGUCAUUGCAUUUGCGGUUGUGAGGCCGAUAAUGUUCAAAAUAAUAAAGCGGAAAGGAGAAGGAAGACCAAUCGAAGACAAAUACAUCCACGGGGUUCUCGUCUUGGUUUGCUUAUCUUGUAUGUAUUGGGAAGAUCUUAGCCAGUUUCCUCCACUUGGAGCCUUCUUUCUUGGUCUCGCCAUUCCCAAUGGACCUCCUAUUGGAUCUGCAUUGGUCGAACGAUUAGAAAGCUUCAAUUUUGGUAUCAUAUUACCUCUUUUCUUAACAGCCGUUAUGCUCAGGACUGAUACCACUGCUUGGAAAGGCGCUUUGACAUUCUUUAGUGGCGAUGAUAAGAAAUUUGCGGUUGCGUCUCUCGUCUUGCUCAUUUUCUUGUUGAAGCUCUCUGUCUCAGUCAUUGUUCCUUACCUCUAUAAAAUGCCGUUGAGAGACUCUAUUAUCCUUGCCCUAAUAAUGUCUCAUAAGGGUAUUAUCGAACUCAGCUUCUACCUUUUCUCUCUAAGCCUCAAGUUGGUAACCAAAGAUACAUUCUCAAUUCUAGUCUUGUCCAUUGUCCUCAACUCUCUGCUCAUACCAAUGGCGAUCGGGUUUCUCUACGACCCAUCUAAACAAUUCAUAUGCUACCAAAAGAGAAAUUUAGCGAGUAUGAAGAACAUGGGAGAGCUAAAGACUCUUGUGUGCAUCCAUAGACCAGACCACAUAUCUUCCAUGAUCAACCUUCUUGAAGCUUCUUAUCAAUCCGAAGACAGUCCUCUCACUUGCUACGUCCUUCACCUCGUCGAGUUACGAGGUCAAGACGUUCCCACUUUGAUCUCACACAAAGUUCAGAAACUCGGAGUCGGGGCUGGAAAUAAAUAUUCCGAAAAUGUCAUCCUCUCUUUUGAACAUUUCCACCGUUCUGUCUGCAGUUCCAUUUCCAUAGACACAUUCACUUGCAUCGCAAACGCAAACCAUAUGCAGGAUGACAUUUGUUGGCUAGCUCUUGAUAAAGCUGUCACGCUUAUCAUUCUUCCUUUUCACCGGACUUGGUCACUUGACCGAACAUCCAUCGUAUCCGACGUUGAGGCGAUCCGAUUUCUGAAUGUCAACGUCUUGAAACAAGCACCUUGCUCUGUCGGCAUUCUUAUCGAACGCCAUCUCGUUAACAAGAAGCAAGAACCACAUGAAAGCCUUAAGGUGUGUGUAAUAUUCGUGGGAGGAAAAGACGAUAGGGAAGCUUUGGCCUUUGCGAAGCGAAUGGCCCGUCAAGAGAACGUAACAUUAACAGUUCUACGCCUCCUAGCAUCAGGAAAGAGCAAAGACGCGACAGGAUGGGAUCAAAUGCUUGACACGGUGGAACUAAGAGAGUUGAUUAAAAGCAACAAUGCCGGAAUGGUAAAAGAAGAAACAUCAACAAUUUAUUUGGAACAAGAGAUAUUGGAUGGAGCGGAUACGUCAAUGCUUCUACGUUCCAUGGCUUUCGAUUACGAUCUUUUCGUCGUGGGAAGAACAUGCGGCGAGAACCACGAGGCAACCAAAGGUAUAGAGAAUUGGUGUGAGUUUGAGGAGCUUGGAGUCAUUGGUGAUUUCUUGGCCUCGCCGGAUUUUCCGAGUAAAACAUCGGUGUUAGUAGUGCAACAACAACGAACGGUAGCCAAUAAUAAUUAG
Messenger RNA from Arabidopsis thaliana (thale cress), 2451 nucleotides. It is a transcript of the gene ATCHX8, whose product is annotated as cation/hydrogen exchanger family protein. The record is from RefSeq and is marked reviewed. The transcript is spliced from 4 exons. Gene Ontology annotation, biological process: transmembrane transport; proton transmembrane transport; monoatomic cation transport. Lineage: Eukaryota; Viridiplantae; Streptophyta; Magnoliopsida; Brassicales; Brassicaceae. Gene Ontology annotation, molecular function: antiporter activity. Bases 1 to 2451 code for a protein of 816 amino acids. Gene Ontology annotation, cellular component: membrane.